UCCUACUCAGAUCUUCUUCACUUCUAAAAAACACAAGCAAUGAAAUCUGCACUUCUAAGAACCGGUUCAAUCCCGGUUCAAACCCUGAACCGGAACCCUUCGUUGAACGGUAGUGCAUGUUGUUCUCCAAAGAUCUCAUUCCGGUCUGAAAAUAGUGGGUUUAACAAGAUUAGACGGUCUAACUCCGAUACUGAGUUGAAUCGGUCGGAGUUGAUGAUCAUGAGUUCCCGUUUAAACCGACUUGGAUCGGUGUCUUUUCCCAUUAUUGCUGAAGAGGAGUUAGCGGGUGGAUUCGGAAUUGGAAUCGGAACCGGAACCGGAAAUGGUAAAGGAAAUAAUUAUGGAGGUAAAGGAAAAGGUGGGAGUAACAACAACAAUAAUAAUAAUGGUAAUGAAAAGGGUAGUAGUGUUGGAGAGUAUUACCAACAAAUGUUGAAGUCAAAUCCUGGUGAUUCUUUGCUUUUGAGAAACUACGGGAAAUACUUGCAUGAGGUGGAGAAAAAUGUGGAGAAAGCAGAGGAAUGUUAUGGAAGAGCAAUAUUAGCAAGUCCAGGAGAUGGAGAAUUAUUAUCAUUAUAUGGGAAUUUAAUUUGGGAAACUUCAAAAGAUGAAGAUCGUGCUCAACUUUACUAUGAUCAAGCUCUUCUUAACUCACCUGAUGUUAGCAUGGUAUUGGGAUCAUAUGCACACUUUUUAUGGGAAGCAGAGGAUGAUGAAGAAGAUGAUCAAGAAAUUAUGAAGCAUAUUCCUGCUAUGGUUGGAGCUCACUAAUUAAUAAGUCUCAAAAAUUGGCAUCGAUUUUAACUUUUGAUUUUGAGUUUUAACCUUUUUAGGGCAUUAAAAAAAAAAAAAAUCAUUUUGUAAUGUUUUGAGUGUUAAUUUUCUAGUUUUAUUACUAACUUCUAAAACUAUGUAUUACUAUUAGUAGGAAAUAAAUAGGAUGAUGCAUGUAAAAAGAGAGAUGCAAGACUUACAAUCACUAUAUGUAUACCAGUAAUUUUUAUUUAUAUGUUUGAGUAUAUAUAUAUUA
Messenger RNA from Chenopodium quinoa (quinoa), 1030 nucleotides. RefSeq names its product rho GTPase-activating protein gacK-like. Gene Ontology annotation, molecular function: protein binding. The coding region runs from base 40 to 771 and encodes 243 amino acids. NCBI's taxonomy places the organism in Eukaryota, Viridiplantae, Streptophyta, Magnoliopsida, Caryophyllales, Amaranthaceae. The transcript has 3 exons. The record is from RefSeq and is a predicted model, not a curated record.